AUGCCACUCGAUAAUGUCACCGGCGGCGUGACUGGACAGCUUCCUGCCGACCAGGCCCAAUCAACAACAAGCGGAGUGGUCAAGAAGAGCGUACCAAAAAAGCUCCACCGAACGACGAAGGACUUGACCGACCCUGCCCUCCCAGGUCAAUUUCCUUCCGACGAUGCUCCCCCAAAAGGCGAGGGAAUCGACAAUGAUCUCUCGUUUUCAUCGAUAUGGUCCACCAUAACAGCAUGGUUCUCUACACUAUUCCCUCGCGCCUUUGAUUAUCUCGAGUCCUACAUUCAGGGACUGGUCGCCUGGCUCCUCCCUCCACCCCGCCAGGCUGCGUUAUAUGAAGCUGCACUGAAGCGCCCUGCCGCAACAACCUUAAUCGUUUGCCAAAUGAUUUGCUGUGGAGUUCCUCUACUGGUGUUCUUGGCUGGCGUGUUUGUCUUUGCUGCGGUGUCGAUAUUGCUCUGGGCUAUUCUGUCCUUGCUCAUUCUUGGUCCGGUGUUGUUGGUCACAAGCAUGAUGGGCAUGUCUCUGUGGGGCUGGGGUUGGAUCCUCUAUGGGUUGGUCAAAUGGAUUGAUCGGCGAUUCUUGGGUGGCAUAAUUGCACGCUUUUGGCUUUCUCAGACAAAUUCGGAGUCAGACGAUGUAGAGGAUGAGCCCAAGGAGGAGAAAAAGGACGAGUAA
Penicillium roqueforti is the source of this 678-nucleotide messenger RNA. Its product is annotated as seipin co-factor family protein. The record is from RefSeq and is a predicted model, not a curated record. Bases 1 to 678 code for a protein of 225 amino acids. Lineage: Eukaryota; Fungi; Ascomycota; Eurotiomycetes; Eurotiales; Aspergillaceae. The transcript has a single exon.